AUUGUACUGAGCUUUCAAAUAAGCUCCUGGAAUCACAGUCACAGCGAACUGAUUUCACAAGAAUUAACAGGACUUUGACAGACAAGUGGCCCGAAUCCACCUCCACACUGAAACUGAAAGCAGUUUUGAAUGAGGAAACUCUGAGGGUGAAAUGGCUUCUCAACACCAGACUGACAGUCUGACCGAGGAGUUAAUUUGUCCGGUUUGUCUGGAUCUCUUUACUGAUCCCGUUAUCCUGGAUUGUAGCCACAGCUUCUGCCGCUCCUGUAUCACACGGUGCUGGGAAAAGCCGGGGCCGAGCUCCUGUCCUGUGUGUCAGGAGACUUUCCUGGAAAGGAACCUCAGGGUCAGUCGGGCCCUGGGGAAUCUGUCAGAGAAAGCUCGGGAAUUGAAGCUGACCCCGAACGUGACGGGAAUUAAACGUCGCUGUGAGAAACACCAGAAACAACUGAGGCUGUUCUGUGAAACUGACAAGAAGUUGAUCUGUUCCAUCUGUAGAGAUGCACAGGAACACAGAGAUCACAGCUUCCUGCCCAUUGACGAAGCUGCUGAAAUCUACAAGGAUAAAGUGAACUCCUCCUUAGCUUCUCUCACACAGAGGAAGGCCGCGGCUCUGGAAGCUGAAGGGAAACAGAAAGAAAAGAUUUCACAAGUGAAGAAACAGGCGGACAAUCUGCAGAACCACAUCACGGCUCAGUUUGCCAAAAUGCACCAGAGCCUCACUGACAGAGAGCAGCGUGUGAUCCGAGAGCUCAGAGAGCGAGAGGAGGAGAUUUUACACCGAAUGGAGAAAAAUCUGCGAGAGAUUCAGGACAAAUUAGCUUCUGUUCAGCAAAAGCUCUCAGAGUUACAGAAACAGAUGGAAAAAGACGCGCUCACCUUUCUGCAGGAAGAAGAAGAAGCUCGGAAUGGAAGGAUCAGUGAUGAGGCUCUUACACUGUCACUAUCUGAGGGGGAUCUGCCUGUGGGGAUGUUUGAAUGGCUUAUACAGUACACAGUCUGGAGAGACACGAGACACAGCAUCAGCCCAGCUCCGGCCGCUCUGACUCUGGAUCCUGACACAGCCCAUCCCUCGCUCAUCGUGUCUGAGGACCUGACCAGCGUGAGAGAUGGAGACGAAUGGCAGCCGGUCCCUGACACCCCGAAGAGGUUUAGUAAAUCUCUCAUCGUCCUGGGAUCUGAGGGCUUCACAUCAGGGAGACAUUACUGGGAGGUGCAGGUGGGCAACAAGACUGCGUGGACUGUGGGAGUGACCAGAGAGUCUGUCAACAGGAAACAACCAAUCAAGUGGUCAACAGAGGGUGGGGUCUGGGGGGUGGGGCUGGUGGGUGGGGGCUAUUGUGCUAUGACCUCCCCUCCCACCCGCCUGCCCCUGACAGUGGGACCCGGGAAAAUCGGGGUGUACCUGGACUAUGAGGGGGGACAGGUGUCAUUUUACAACGCUGACAACAUGUCUCAUCUCCACACUUCCACCCAAACUUUCACUGAGAAACUUUAUCCUUACCUGUGUCCCUGUGUUAAUGACGACGGGAAAAACUCGGAGCCGCUGAGAAUGUGCCAGUUAUAACACAUUGACAGUGAUGUGGUUUUACCUCGCUUUCCGUGUGAUUCACUGACUGUUGUUUAAGGGAAUACAGUGGGGUGGGGGGGGAUGAGGUGGGGGGGGUGAAUUUCGGGAGAAGAUCGCAAGCUCUGCCAUGAUUAUGAGUCCAGAAGAGUAUGAGAAAGCAGAAAGUGAACUGACUGUAUGUUUUGCGGGUGAAACACGGCAGCCAAUUGCAUAUACAGCAUCCCACACAGUUGUGGAUAAAGUGAUCAAAUUUUUUUUGGAAGGAAUUAUUACCCCCUCGGAACAGCCACCUGCCAAUCUGUAGCUCGUGUCUCAGUGAAAUACCUCGGGGACCAGCUCUCUGAUCUAUAGACUCUGAGCGUCAAGUUACUGUCAGUUUGUGUCUGGAUCGUACCCAGUGUGUAAACUUUGCUCACAAUAAAGUGUCUGAUACAACUUCAA
Molecule: messenger RNA, 2011 nt
Organism: Callorhinchus milii (elephant shark)
Lineage: Eukaryota; Metazoa; Chordata; Chondrichthyes; Chimaeriformes; Callorhinchidae
Product: nuclear factor 7, ovary-like
Exons: 6
Coding region: 152-1567 (471 amino acids)
Biological process (GO): protein ubiquitination
Molecular function (GO): ubiquitin-protein transferase activity; zinc ion binding; protein binding
Source: RefSeq, a predicted model, not a curated record